AUGGCCACACCCACCGAAGAACCCACCAUCACCAUGGAGACCUGCGGCGACGACGUCUCCGACCCAACCAUGGAGACCAUCGGCGUCCUCUCUGAUGUCUCCAUGGCGAGCAGAAGCCUCCCCGUAGGCGUCGUCUCCACCAAUUUCAAGGUCACUCGUGGCUUCGGUGGAAUCGCGGAGAACGCCAAGGUGAACGUCGACAGGCUGUAUCUACGCCAGGUCAUGACGGGCUGGGACGCGAAUCAGUCAGACUUGAUACAGCCCAAUGCCGUGACAGGGCUAGGUAAAACUGCUGUGAACAACUGGGGUGUCUAUGACGGUGCUGGCUCCAAGGCGGAACUUGUUGCCAAAACGCACGGUAUGCACACACUUGCUGGCAAAUGGAGCAAUUGGUUUACCCUGGCGUUUGUGGUCGGAAGGUUCGAAGCGUCCACUCUUCAGGUUAUGGGAGCUAAUGAUGAGGAUGAAGCAGAUAAUGACUGGGCCAUUGUAGGUGGGACCGGUGAAUUCGCAAUGGCUCGCGGUAUCAUCCGGAGAAGAGUAUAUAGUAUAACAAACAAUACAUUAACACAUGCGCUUACUAUUGAAUUCUUCUGCCACAUGACGGAGGUCGUCCCUUCACCUACAAAGAGAGGAACAGUUGGUGGAAAUAGAGGCACCCUGCCUCGGGAAAUGGAAGGCAAAUCCCAACGUCUAGAAAAUGUGACAAUCUACCAUGUAGGUGCAGUUGAAGGGUUUCAAUUUUCCUACGUGGACGAAGACAGGAAAAUCCGCACCACUGAUACUUGGGGUCGAGUACAUCCUGAUCCUUUGCGCAAGACGGAAAUAAAGUUUGGCCCAUCAGAGUUUGUGAAAAAGAUCAAUGGGGCUCAGAGAGGAGGCGAGGGCUGGCUGUCAAAAUUUGAGAUCGUCACCACCCACAAAACGUAUGGUCCUUUUGGAAGUGACAACGGCGCUCCACAUUUCAGCUAUACCGUGCCGGAGGACGAGACCGUGGUGGGCUUCUUCGCAAACACUGAUAACAUUUUCGUCACUUCGAUUGGUGUUUACACCAUCUAA
Triticum turgidum subsp. durum (durum wheat) is the source of this 1059-nucleotide messenger RNA. The record is from the annotation of a GenBank genome assembly. Lineage: Eukaryota; Viridiplantae; Streptophyta; Magnoliopsida; Poales; Poaceae.